UCCCACUCUGCCCAGUUUAGUUUCAGUUUACUUGGACUGUGUGUCGCAGCUUGGUUCCUCCGGAUUGUCUCGUGUUUGCAGUUUGAAGUCUCUCCAGGUCCUCAGGUGAAAGCAGGAAGUCUCGGGGAGGUGAUGUGGAGGUGAAUUCAGCAGCAGCUGCCAAGGUUGUGGUGUCCGUGUGAAGGUGUGAGCUCUGCUAUGGAUCCGUACGAAGAACCAGAGGAGGGAGUCCCUUCUGCUGAAACCAUUCUCUGUGGGAAACUUGACAGCCAGACCAAAGCUCAGGGGAACCAUCUGAGACCUCCUGAACCUGAACCCAGCUUAGUGUCCUAUAAGAGUGACUGGUCAAGGGAUUACAUUCUUGAUUUUAAACAAAGGAACCAUCAGAGACCUCCUGAACCUGAACCCAGCUUAGUGUCCUGUAAGAGUGACUGGUCAAGGGAUUACAUUCUUGAUUUUAAACAAAGGAAUCAUUUGAGACAUGAACCUCCUGAACCUGAACCUGAACCUGAACCCAGCUUAGUGUCCUGUAAGAGUGACCGGUCAAGGGAAAUCAUCCAUAAUUUUAAACCAAGGAACCAUCAGAGACCUCCUGAACCUGAACCCAGCUUAGUGUCCUAUAAGAGUGACUGGUCAAGGGAUUACAUUCUUGAUUUUAAACAAAGGAAUCAUUUGAGACAUGAACCUCCUGAACCUGAACCUGAACCUGAACCUGAACCCAGCUUAGUGUCCUGUAAGAGUGACCGGUCAAGGGAAAUCAUCCAUAAUUUUAAACCAAGGAACCAUCAGAGACCUCCUGAACCUGAACCCAGCUUAGUGUCCUGUAAGAGUGACUGGUCAAGGGAUUACAUUCUUGAUUUUAAACAAAGGAACCAUCUGAGACAAGAACCUCCUGAACCUGAACCCAGCUUAGUGUCCUGUAAGAGUGACCGGUCAAGGGAAAUCAUUCAUAAUUUUAAACCAAGAAUGGACGAGGAGAGCUUCGAGGUUCCGAGUGGUCAGUCCGCCCAGCAGCACCAAACAUCCCUGGACUCUGUAUUCACGCUGCUGGAGGAGAACAUCGUCACAUAUGUGAAGAACGAGCUGAAGAUGUUCCAGAAAGUUCUGAGUACAGAUUACUCAAAACGCUUAGAGAGUGAGAGGGAGGAUGAGGUGCUGGACGGGAGGAGCAGCAGAGAGGCAUUUCUGAAGAUCACACUGAACUUCCUGAGGAACAUGAAACAGGAGAAGCUGGCUGACUGUCUGCAGAGCAGAAGUCGUUCUGGAAUAUGCCAACGCAAUCUCAAAUCUAACCUGCAGAAGAAGUUCCGGUGUGUGUUUGAGGGGAUCGCUAAAGCAGGAAACCCAACGCUUCUCAAUCAGAUCUACACAGAGCUCUACAUCACAGAGGGAGGGACUGCAGAGGUCAAUGUGGAACAUGAGAUCAGACAGAUUGAAACAGCAUCCAAGAAACCAGUUAGACCUGAAACAACAAUCAGGCAACAAGACAUCUUUAAAGCCUCACCUGGAAGAGAUGAACCAAUCAGAACAGUGAUGACAAAGGGAGUGGCUGGCAUUGGGAAAACAGUCUUAACACAGAAGUUCACUCUGGACUGGGCUGAAGACAAAGCCAACCAGGACAUACAGUUCACAUUUCCAUUCACCUUCAGAGAGCUGAAUGUGCUGAAAGAGAAAAAGUACAGCUUGGUGGAACUUGUGCAUCACUUCUUCACUGAAACCAAAGAAGCAGGAAUCUGCAGGUUUGAAGAGUUCCAGGUUGUGUUCAUCCUUGACGGUCUGGAUGAGUGUCGGUUUCCUCUGGACUUCAGCAACACUAAAAUCCUGACUGAUGUUACAGAGUCCACCUCAGUGGAUGUGCUGCUGGUAAACCUCAUCAGGGGGAAACUGCUUCCCUCUGCUCGCCUCUGGAUAACCACACGACCUGCAGCAGCCAAUCAGAUCCCUCCUGACUGUGUUGACAUGGUGACAGAGGUCAGAGGGUUCACUGACCCACACAAAAAGGAGUACUUCAGGAAGAAAUUCAAAAAUGAGGAACAGGCCAGCAGAAUCAUCUCACACAUUGAGACAUCCAGAAGCCUCCACAUCAUGUGCCACAUCCCAGUCUUCUGCUGGAUCACUGCUACAGUUCUGGAGGAUGUUUUUAAAAUCAGAAAGAGAGGAGAGCUGCCCAAGACCCUGACUGAGAUGUACAUCCACUUCCUGGUGGUUCAGUCCAAACUGAAGAACAUCAAGUAUGAUGGAGGAUCUGAGACAGAUCCACACUGGAGUCAAAACAGCAGGAUGAUGUUUGAGUCUCUGGGAAAAUUGGCUUUUGAGCAGCUGCAGAAAGGCAACCUGAUCUUCUAUGAAUCAGACCUGACAGAGUGUGGCAUCGAUAUCAGAGCAGCCUCGGUGUACUCAGGAGUGUUCACACAGAUCUUUAAAGAGGAGAGAGGACUGUACCAGGAAAGGGUGUUCUGCUUCAUCCAUCUGAGCGUUCAGGAGUUUCUGGCUGCUCUUCAUGUCCAUCUGACCUUCAUCAACUCUGGAGUCAAUCUGAUGGCCAAAGAUCUAACAACCUCAUGGUCGAAAUUCAGUAAAGAUAGAAGGAAGUGUCUCCACCAGAGUGCUGUGGACAAGGCCUUACAGAGUCCAAAUGGACACCUCGACUUGUUCCUUCGCUUCCUCCUGGGUCUUUCACUGCAGACCAAUCAGAAGCACCUACGAGACCUUGUGACACAGUCAGGAAGUAGCUUGGAGAACAGUCAGGAUAUAAUCCGGUACAUCAAGAAGAAGUUCGAGGAAAAUAUCUCUGCAGAGAAAUACAUCAAUCUGUUCCACUGUCUGAAUGAACUGAAGGAUUGUUCUCUGGUGAAUGAGAUCCAGCAGUUCCUGGAAUCAGGAAGUCUCCGCACAGAUAAACUGUCUCCUGCUCAGUGGUCAGCUCUGGUCUUCAUCUUACAGUCAUCAGAAGAAGAUCUGGACGUGUUUGACCUGAAGAAAUACUCAGCUUCAGAGGAAGCUCUUCUGAGGCUGCUGCCAGUUGUGAAAACCUCCAACAAAGCUCUAAUGAGUGGCUGUGACCUCUCAAAGAAAAGCUGUGAAGAUCUGUCCUCAGUCCUCAGCUCUCAGUCCUCUAAUCUGAGACACCUGGACCUGAGUAACAACGACCUGCAGGAUGCAGGAGUGGAGCUGCUAUCUGCUGGACUGGGGAGUCCACACUGUACACUUGAAACUCUCAGGCUGAAUAGCUGUAACCUCUUGGAGAGAAGCUGUGAAGCUCUGUCCCCAGUUCUCCGCUCUCAGUCCUCCAGUCUGAGAGAGUUGGACCUGAGUAACAACGACCUGUGGGAUUCAGGAGUGAAGCAGCUGUCCACUGGACUGGCGAGUCGACACUGCACACUGGAAAUUCUCAGGCUGUCCGGCUGUCUGAUCACAGAGAAAGGCUGUGAUUAUCUGGCUACAGCUUUGAGCUCCACAUCCUCCCGUCUGAUAGAGCUGGACCUGAGUUACAAUCAUCCAGGACACUCGGGGGUGAAGAAGCUGUCUGCUGUACGGGAGGAUCCACGCUGGAGCAUGAAAACUCUGAGGUGGGAUCCCAGUGGAGUCCAGUGGUUGAAACCAGGUCUGAGGAAGUAUUCCUGUGAGCUCACCCUCGACGAAAACACAGUCAACAAAAACCUCAGAGUGUCUAAUGACAAGAGGAAGGUGUCUAAUGUGUUAGAGGCUGAGCCAUAUCUUGAUCAUCCAGAGAGAUUUGACUACUGGCCUCAGCUGCUGUGUAGAGAUGGUUUGACUGGUCGCUGUUACUGGGAGGUGGAGUGGAGAGGAGUGGUGGAUGUAUCAGUGACCUACAGAGGAAUCAGCAGGAGAGGAGACAAACGUGAAGGCUUGUUUGGAGGGAGUGAUCAGUCCUGGAGUCUGAGCUGCAUUGAUGGUGGUUAUUUUGUCUGUCACAACAACAAACAAACCUCCUCCUCCUCCUCCUCCUCCUCCUCCUCCUCCUCCUCCUCCUCCUCCUCCUCCUCGGUCUCUGGUAGAGUAGCAGUGUAUGUGGACUGUCCUGCUGGCACUCUGUCCUUCUACAGAGUCUCCUCUGACACACUGAUCCACCUCCACACCUUCAACACCACAUUCACCGAACGUCUUUAUCCUGGGUUUGGGUUCAGGUCAGAUUCUCCUCAUUCCUCAGUGUCACUAAACCUGAGCCACAGUUUAAAAUAAUCUGCAAAAGAAAGUGCAAAUUAAUGUGCAUUCCCAUCCAAUAUCAUUAUAUAAAUGAGUUCAUUGGUUGAUGGAGACAAACAGCAGUUGGUGCUAAUUUUUCAAUCAGGUGCCUUUAAACCACCACAGAAGAAGACAAGACAAGGUCAUUAAAAGAGCUCCAGUCACAGCUCAAUCCAGAUGUAAAGGUUACAGUCUAGCGUUGUCAUUUGCUGCAUCUCUCGUCUCUUCGGUGGAUGUUGAAGUCACAUGUUGUUGUAGGUCAUGAUUUGUUUACUACGCACAUUGCAUUGUGUCAUAAUAUGUCCUUAUCAGUGCACCAACUAUUCCACAUCAGCCAAGCGUCAAAACAAUGUCACAAUUUCAUUUGCUGAAGGCAAAACCUGCCUCUCCCCCACAGGGCUGUAGGCUCCAUAGGAGUCUUAAAAUGUUGUCUUGUGUUAUUGGGAGCCAGAAUAGAAGGAGUCAUGGCUCAAAACCAGCCGCCACUGCCUGUCAACAAAAACAAAGACAACUAUGGUUAAAUGUGAUAAGACCAAAGGACUGGAUGGAGGCCAUCAUCAAAAAUGCUCACAUGUGCAGCGCACACUUCAUAUCAGGUUAGGGAAAAAGUAUUUCCUGUUGUAGGGAUGAAUAAGGUUAUGUGUAUUAAGGGUUAUCAUGUCCACCUCAUCAGAAACUGGGGAGGGAUUAAGAGGAAUAUUGGAUUUCUCUGCAACGCUAACUUUUUAGGACAUUAGCUAACAUUAGCUUCCAUAGCAAAGCAAACAAGUGUGGUCCUCCUUUGUAAGAUUGGCUUCCUGUGACAUCAUCCAUCCACUGAGUGAGAGCAUACGGGUCGGCCAGUCUGGUCCCGUUGGUCAGUGUUUACUUAUUCAAGUAACACUGGCGGUCCCGGAGAGUGAGUGACCUGACAUGGUGCGUUGGUAAAUUCAGUCUGACGCUCUGCACUAAAAUGAGAGCCCUGUUGGUGGAAGAAACGCAGCGUUAUAUUUUUACAUGAAUGAACGAAACAGGGCUUGAUGCCAACUUUUUUCCCAAGGAGCACAUGUGCUCCUAAGUUGAAAAAGUAAGGAGCGCACAAAGAACUUUAAUCAAAUCAAAUAAUGUGUUUUCCGUAAUAAACGUGAUGCAAAUAGACAUUUACAAGCAAAAUUAUUUAAUGAAUUUGUAUACAAAAUGUACAGAAAGGUAAAAUCUUCAAGUUUUGAAAAAGUAUUGCAAUUUAAUUUUGUCUUUAAUGCUAUUAUCUUAUAUAUAUUAUCUUUGCAAUAUGAUUAUCUUAUAUAAUGUUAUUACUAUCCUAUAACAUUCUCCAGGUCCUCUGAAACUCUGCAGGGCUUAUUUCCACCCUGCGAACGGUCCCUAACUGCGGGGAGAACGGAGCAGGCUUCCCCGUAGGUCCGCCGCUUAACCCGGUCUGUCUCCUCCGCCACACUUUGACUUACUUCCAUGCUGCCGACAGUGGGACUUAUAUUCAUUGUGCCGACAGUGGCUUGAAAAACCGCCCAUAACCGUGUCACACGGGGAAGAGGGAAGGCUGCUGGAGUUCCUCCAACAUUUGUGGUUAGAUUAUCAUAUUUUUUAUUGACAAAAAUAUAGGCUGCUUUGGCUGAUUUUUUUAUGCGCACAUGUGCCCCUAAAUAUUUCUUACAGUUCACACACACCUAUUUUUAGUCGCAAAUGUGAGUGAAACGCUUGCAUUGUCGAGCGCUGCGAAAGGUUACGUUCAUCUCACGUUCACUCCGCUCGGCACUCUGCUGCUCUGAGAGUGCGGUGCUCUGAAUAACUGAAUGGUACAUUUCUAAACGCACCACUGCCAUCAUCUUCUUCCAUUGCCCAAAACAAGCCAACAUAACUUGCUAGCUAGUGCUAGCUAAUGCCUGUGAAGAACCGUUUUGCCUCCAGCUAAGUCCUGCCCACCAAAAAAUGUCAUACUGUUUACUAACAGUAAAAGGGUCUAUAUUCAGACUGACAUUAUUAGAUGAUCAACAUUUCUGCCGACAUCACUAUGAACAGCAGUAUUAAUCCAUGCUUUUUAGUUGUAGUUCCUCACUGUGAACACAAAUCGUCAUUUCAUUCUACAUGUUCACAACAAAGUCAAUAUUAUAACAUUCAGUGUUCAAAUAUGUAGUCUUGCUGCUUUGACAACAUCUGCAUUUAUGUUUGAUAUCAUUUCAUAUUAUUAACACAAGUGCUAACAUGGUUAUUAUUCCUGAAAACUCAUCAAAUAAGAAGUAUUAAUGCCAUUUAGGCAGGUGAGGUUGGUCAGUACUAACCAAAUCUUUCAGACGAAUAUGUCAUUAAUGUUGUGCUGUGAAUACUAAAACAAAUCUCAGUGAACCAUGUGAGCUGCUCAGCAUUCUGAGGCCAGUGUGUUUAAAGGGGUUAAAGGGUAACUUUGGUAUUUUUCAACCUUGACUCUUUUUUCAUGGGUUUUUCUUGUGACUAACUAGAACUGUUUUUGAAAUUGGCCCAGUAUCUAGUGUGAGGGCUGCAAUGCCAAAACAGGCUACAUCCACAAAAAGAAACAAACAGCCUCUUAAGCCACAUUUCCACCAAGCAGUAGGCAUGGUCCAGUUCAGUUCAGUUCGGUACACAUUUUUUCCUGUUCCCACUGUUAAUGGUUGGGAUGGUACCAAUAGAACUGUUCCAUAGCGUCCCCAUGUUUGGUCCCCGCUCCGUUGUGGUACCUUCUGCGUAUAGUCUAACCUUCACUUGGAGAAAAAAAAAAACGGAGCAGUGAGUGACAACAACCCCGCCCACAUUUACGAGGACUGUCUGUGGUAGAUCUAGGAUCUAGGUACCAUGUCUGAAGGUUUACCUUUGAUGCCAAAGGUACCAUACUGAAAGUAUUUGGUUUGGUGUUUUGCUUUUUAGUGGACAUAAAAAGACAGCGCGCAAACACCUGAGUGAUUACACUGCAGCCUGUAUCACCGCAGCCAGCUGCAGCCUUCUCACUCAACAGUGGACCAGUUUCAUUAGUCUCUAGCAUUAGUCUCUUUGACACAGAAGUGUCCACUUAAAUACCAUAGGUUUCAGUCAAGAUCUGACAUAUUAGUUGGUUAAGUUUCAGGAGUGAUUGUGUUAAAAUGUUUAUUCACGGCAGUGUAGAUUUACUCAUUAAGGGUUGUUUAUCAUUUCAAAUCUGUUACAGCGUUCUUGUGUCUUUUUUAUUUGUAUGUAAAAUUUAAAUAGUAGUAAUUUAAACUGUUUGUGCAUGUGUGUGUCUUUCAGACCUGUGUGUAAUUGACAAGCAAGAGUGAAAACAUUGAAUUUCCCCUCAGGGGGAUUAAUAAAGUGAAUAAACUUAAACUUAACUUAAACUUAAAACUACACUCCUCCUCUGACAGGAUGUGAUGCACUGAGUGAACAGCAGGUGUCAGCAGAUGCUCAGUAUUAAACCAUUGAGCUGUCAAUGCAGUGAGUCUCUGUAGGUCUGUUCCUCCAGCAGAGGUGGAGGAAAUAAAACUCAUCCUGUACUUAAUGCUACUGUGAAGAUCUCCAUUUCAAGUUAAAGUCUGUAUGUGAAAUUUCAAGAACAGUAGAGAAGUGAAGUGUAAUAAAGAAUUAAAUGUGAAAAAAUUUCAACAUCUUUGAAAAUUGGUGAAGGAAAAGUAGAAUGUCUCGACUGGUCCCAUUGUGCCUCUGACAGUGGUCAGACUGGUUCAGUGUAUGAUCUCUGUUCAUUUUAAUACAUGCAAAUCUUCC
This is a messenger RNA of Epinephelus fuscoguttatus (brown-marbled grouper), 7914 nucleotides long. Its product is annotated as NLR family CARD domain-containing protein 3-like. The transcript has 18 exons. The coding region runs from base 199 to 4203 and encodes 1334 amino acids. The record is from RefSeq and is a predicted model, not a curated record. NCBI's taxonomy places the organism in Eukaryota, Metazoa, Chordata, Actinopteri, Perciformes, Serranidae. Gene Ontology annotation, molecular function: protein binding.